Drosophila willistoni is the source of this 698-nucleotide messenger RNA. RefSeq lists its product as uncharacterized. Bases 366 to 698 code for a protein of 110 amino acids. The transcript is spliced from 2 exons. The record is from RefSeq and is a predicted model, not a curated record. Lineage: Eukaryota; Metazoa; Arthropoda; Insecta; Diptera; Drosophilidae.
GUUGUGUCGUUCCCUCGUUGCUACAAUCGAACCCCCUUCCUCUCUCUAACCACCACUCUCCUACCACUCGUACACGAGCAUGUGUGUCCGUGUGUGCAGAAAACACGCAUGUGUGACCCGCUCCGAAGUUCGAAAACAGCGAAGUGCGCUCUCGGUGCUCACAAAUACAUGGACGCAUUUUCGCGUGGUAUGUGUGCCGCCAACUUUCAAUUGGCUCGGACCCACUUGCCCCCCCUACGGUAUGCCCAUGACAUUUGCAUGAAUCUGCAUUUUUUUCUUCCCGUGAUUAUUAACACUCCUUUGAUUAUUAACACUUCUUUGGGCGGGCACGACCGUCUAAUUCGGAAUAUUGAACAACAAACCACAUGGAUCCGCAUAUUGCACAAUUGUACUCCCAUCGGCGGUUGUUGUACCUCGGCUUCAGCAAAGAAAUCUUCUAUCGGCGGUUGUUGUACCUCGUCUUCGGCAAAAAAAACUUCUUCCAUCGGCGGUUGUUGUGCCUCGGCUUCGGCAAAAAAAACUUCUAUCGGCGGUUGUUGUACCUCGGCUUCGGCAAAGAAAUCCUCCAUCGGCGGAUGUUGUCCUUUGACGCACUGUGCGUUCUGCCCAGUAGGAAUAAUGGCGAAAUGAACCACUUCAUUUCCUUGUUGUCCCUGGAUCAACUAAAAAUGAAAAUAAAUGAUAACUUUCGCAACUAA